UUUCUUUAUAGCACCUCCUGUUCAUCCUCUACAUUUUUUUCCUACCAUGGUAGACCUGUCGAGCUUCCUUGCGGACAACCCGUAUUUCUCGGCCGGCUUUGGUCUUAUCGGCGUGGGUGCGGGCGUGGCAGUAAUGCGGCAGGGCGCGCGACGCGGCGCCGAUCUAAUGCGGCGACAGCUCCUGGUAUCGAUGGAGAUUCCCAGCCACGACAAAAGCUACCAGUGGGUGCUCGGGUGGUUGAGCCGGCGUGGGGCAGAGACAGUUCGUAAUGCGCAGAGCAACAACAAUAGCAUGACGUGGGUCAAUCGGCGGAUCGCCAAGGCUGUAUUGCCGCGGCACCUUGCUGUACAGACCAGCUACAAGCAGCACGACAAUGGCAGUGUUUCAACAGACUUCACCAUGGUACCGGGCCAGGGAAAGCACAUCUUCCACUACAAGGGCAUUUUCAUCCAGGUGGACCGGCAGCGCAAUUCCAAAAUGAUUGACUUGCAGUCGGCAGCGCCUUUUGAGACCGUGACGCUGACGACGCUGAGCAGGGACCGGCAGAUAUUUAGCCAGAUCCUGAGCGAGUCACGCGAAUUCGCCUUGUCGCAGAACGAGGGCCGCACGGUGCUGUACACGAGCUUUGGCCCGGAAUGGCGGCCAUUUGGACUGCCACGCAAGCGGCGACUGCUCGAGAGCGUGGUGCUGGACAGAGGCGUCAGCCAGUCGAUUGUGGAUGACGUCAAGGAUUUCAUUAGCAAUGGCAAGUGGUACGACGAGCGUGGAAUCCCCUACCGCCGCGGCUACCUUUUGUACGGGCCGCCCGGCAGCGGCAAGACCAGCUUUAUCCAGGCACUGGCGGGCGAGCUCGGCUACAACAUCUGCAUCCUGAAUCUGAGCGAGCGCGGGCUGACUGAUGACCGACUUAACCACCUAUUGACAGUUGCGCCCGAGCGCAGUCUGAUCCUGCUAGAGGAUGUCGACGCAGCGUUCACGCGCAACCGGGAGCAGUCAGAGCACGCAGGGUAUCAGCAAUCAAUGGUGACGUUUAGCGGCCUUCUCAAUGCCCUGGAUGGUGUUACGUCCAGCGACGAACGCAUUAUCUUCAUGACUACCAACCAUAUUGAGCGGCUCGAUCCGGCUCUAAUCCGCCCGGGCCGUGUUGACCUGAAGACGUAUCUGGGCAACGCGUCGCCUUUCCAGAUCAAGCAAAUGUUCACGCGGUUCUACGGGCAGGAGGCAGCGGAGUUGGCAGGCGAGUUUACUGCGGCGCUGGCCGGGCAUACAGUCAGCACAGCGCAGCUGCAGGGGCACUUUGUCAUGUACAAGAAGGACGCGCGUUCUGCCAUCAGUGGCGUUGGCAGGCUCAUUGAAGCGGCAAACAAUGCAGCAGGCGACACAAGGAAUUAGAGACACAGCUGAUAGACAAGCGCUGCCCGCAAUUUGUGCUGGCUGCUUCCCAUCCUUGUGAUAUUGAGGGUGGGCUUUUUGGACCAGCAACAAUCUGGCACGCGUGGUCGCGCCACAGGCGCUGACCUGUAUUGUUGCCAGCUGGGAGCUUUGGACGCGUCUGUCUCUGUCUGGCGGUGCUUCGAUCCGUCCGCACCCCCCGCCGAUCUAUUGGCUGGCAAUACAACUAGGGGUUUGGAAUAAAUGGAUCAGACACAAUCAACGUUGUUCGAGUAGAAAACAGCAUC
Molecule: messenger RNA, 1680 nt
Organism: Linderina pennispora
Lineage: Eukaryota; Fungi; Kickxellomycota; Kickxellomycetes; Kickxellales; Kickxellaceae
Exons: 1
Coding region: 47-1393 (448 amino acids)
Biological process (GO): protein insertion into mitochondrial inner membrane from matrix; mitochondrial respiratory chain complex III assembly
Cellular component (GO): mitochondrial inner membrane
Molecular function (GO): ATP hydrolysis activity; ATP binding
Source: RefSeq, a predicted model, not a curated record